CCGGGGUGGGUAGCCCGUGGCAGCACGCAGCAGCCAGCUAGGCUAUUAUAUUAGCAAACGUGUUUGUGCUGCGCCUCCGCGAGCAGGCUCGACUCCAGCGGGUUGGCGUGUGGUCCUGGGCGGCGUCGACGUCGUCCUCUCAUUCCGGGCUCUACCUCGUGCAGCGGUCCGGUCUGUGCGGUGAGGAGCUGUGGCCCAGCUCGGCGAGGCUGUCUCCGGUGCGAUGUGAAAGCCGUGUCGGUUCACACACGUACGCUUGCUCACCUGGCGAGGCUCGGAUAUUGUUGCGGACCGAUGGCGUCCAGGUGCGCGCCGACGCCCGUUUCGUUCCGCGGAGCUGCGCGUGACGCUCUGAGAGCGUGAUACAGCAUGUGAGUCUGAAUCUUCCACGAGCCAUCGCGGUCGAGGCCAAUGCAGCACCAGAUCGUGGACUCGUCGGUCGCGCUGGCCAGGAUGGAAACCGGCCGCCCCGUGGCCUCGCGGAGCGCGUGCCAAACCGGACCAGGCGCUAGGGAGAGGCUCGCGCAGCAGAUGGGUUCCCGUGCGCACCUGGAGGGGUGCGUGCCACUGGCGCACCAGGUGGCCGGGCACAAGUAUGGAGUUGACCAAGUAGGUAUACUUCAGCAUCCCGAUGGCACAGUCCUGAAGCAGCUCCAGCCCCCUCCCAGAGGACCCAGGGAAAUGCAGUUCUACACCAUGGUAUAUGCUGAAGACUGCCAGGACCCCUGUCUUCUGCAGCUGCAACAACAUCUGCCCAAGUACUUCGGGACCUGGUGUUCUCCUGACAGCCCCACAGAGCUGUAUCUGAAGCUGGAGGAUGUGACGCGCCAAUUCCAGAAGCCCUGCAUCAUGGACGUGAAGAUUGGCCAGCGGAGCUAUGACCCCUUUGCCUCGCAGGAGAAACGGGAGCAGCAGAUCAGGAAGUACCCGCUGAUGGAGGACAUUGGCUUCUUGGUGCUUGGGAUGAGGGUGUACAAUGUCGGCUUGGACAGCUUUGAUACAUAUGAUCAGCAUUAUGGAAGAAGUCUUGUGAAGGACACCAUCAAAGACGGACUGUCCAGAUUCUUCUACAACGGAGAAGUCCUCCGCAAAGACGCCAUCACUGCCAGCAUCGCCAAGGUGCAGAAGAUUCUCCAGUGGUUCGAGGGCCAGAGGCAGCUGAACUUUUUCGCAAGCUCCCUACUCUUCGUGUACGAUGGCGACUGUUCCGCCGGCUCCCCUGCCCCAGCCGUGCAGGAGAUGCCCGAGGACGUGCUGGAGUACAACAACAACGAAAUCGACCAGAGUCUCUCCAGCAUGUACUCGCUACACACCAAAGGCUGUGGGCGGAGCCACCACCGGGCUGAGCGAGGCAACGGUGGCUGGGCGCCUGCUGCCCACCAACCAAACGGCAACCACACCGACCACCCUGAGCCGGAAGAUAGGGGGCAGGAGGAGGCGGGGCAGGUGGGGAGGGUGGCCUCAGCCGCACCGGCCCAGGUGGAGGUGAAGAUGAUCGACUUCGCUCACGUGUUCCCCAGUGAGGUCGCAGACCUUGGCUACGUCUACGGCCUCAGGAAUCUUCUGAUGGUGCUUCAGCAGGUUCUUGAGGACCCGAGGGCUCUCCUCCAGGCUCCAUCUGUAGCGACGCUUACAUAAACGUCCAUAAGGGGGCGAUGUGGCUCCACUCAAGCCACUCUGCCUCUAGGCCCCGUGUUCUGCGUCGCCUGUGGUAACGGUGAAGUCACCUGCUCAAUCACCUAGGUCUUACCCAUGUGCUUGGUUCAUUUUAACAGCUGCAUGCAGUUCUGUGUUUUACUCAGGUAAACUGUUUCCAUCCUCAUGUAUUCAAAUGAUACUUCACACACUUAGUCUUAACACUCAGCCUGGUUUGCAGCUGUACACAUUAGCUUGUUUUUUCAGAGACAUGAAACAAGGUAAUUGUUGAUUUUUUUUUCAUUUUAUUUUUCAGUAGACUUUGUGGCUUUGUUAGGUAAACAUGAGGAUUUACAAGUACAUAUUUGACAAUAUUCGCUGCCAAACAACCCCUGUCUGUGGUUUUGCAACCUUUCGAUGGUAUGUUUUGUGAUUUUUAAACAUGACAACCUACAUGUGAAUGAUCUAAACCUACAUACAUUUUCCAGUGUAAAUAUAUUACUUAUGCUUUGUGAUAACUGAUGCAAUAUGCCAAUGUGAUGAAAAUGACAACUGAUUCCAAUGAGACUGGAAGAGACAUUGAGUUUUGUUCUCUCAGUCGAUGGUUCCUGUAAUCACCAUCAAACGCCUGCAUAUCCUGAUGGUAUGCCAGGUAAUUCUGAAAAAUGAGGGUGUUAAGAAGGUCUAUUACUAACACAUGUUUGUUUGGUUCUCAUUUCCCUGGUCUGGGAGGGUGUUUUAAUAAUGCUGCAUCAGCUGGGAAAAGUGUCUUUCUCAUUUUUUCAAUGUUACUGGGCAGAAUGAAGCUACAUUUUGAGUACAUCAAUAGUAUGGAUUUCAGUAAGGAAGCAAAUGUUAACAUGAGAUAUUGACCGUAAUCAUAAAGCCAUAGACUAAAAACAGGAGGAAAAAGCACUUGGAAAGUAAAGGUUUUAAUCUCAAAAUCAAGUUGAGGAUUUUCUCAUAAAUUUCAUCUGCCCUUUACCCUCAUUAGUCAGUGGAUACACGCUUGUUAAUGUCAUUUCAGUUUGUAGUCUUGUCCAUCUUUUGUACUUGUGUAUGUUAUUUAUUAGCACUAACUUUGCAUUAUAAUUAUUUUAGUAAGCUUUUUGGGUUAUUGUUUGUUUUCCUUUUUUAAAAGAUUCUGGGGCAUUAUAAGAUUUUUCAUCUCAUUGUUUUGUCACCUAUAGGUGCAUACUCACCCUACGUUCAGAUGAGCUUAAACGUCGGUGGAAUUUAUUACACAUCUGUACUAAGUAGUUCUUACUUUACUCUGAAUCUGUUGCAGCAUUUCAGGAAGAUGUUGUGUUUUUAAUGCAUUGCCUUUCAUGUUUCGCUAUAGCAUUUGCGUGGUAUGUCUUAUGAAGCAUCAUGUGUUUGGUCGUAGCGUGAUGUGAUGUGUGUCUUUUGACCUCGGCUUGCGCUGAAAGUCUGCCACUGGGCUCAACACAUAUGAAAUUCUGUUUUAACGUUCCUGUUCAGUUGAGGCCUUUGAAGAUGUUGGCUCACUGUUUGUCCACACCGAAGGAAGCCCAGCACUGAUGGCAACGGCAACAAAAAAAGAAUCUCACUUUCAUGUCUUUGGGCAAAAAGUCAAAACUACCUGCGUGUCUGAUUCUCAGGAACAUGGUAAUGUUUAAGGGGACGCCAAAGCGCUUGAUAAAAUAUCAGUGUAUGCAAGAACUGGAAACAAACAGGAUUUUAGAUACUGCAUUUAUCUUACAGCUCUCAGCCAGUUGAAGCCAAUUACAGCCAGGGGUUGUUCAUUAGCACGGUCAGUUAGCGUGGACACCUGGUGACGUUCUGUAUAUGUUUGCGCUGGUUAGCGAUGUAGUGGCAUUGUUUUGCCAUGAAGACUAAUGGUUCUUUCUCAUUUGUACACUGAAGAAAGUUGAAAUACUGUAUGAUGCACAGCCAUUCUGCUGUGAACUAAGCCAGUCUUCUUUAAUUUGCUUUGGAUCAUUUUAGUGUUUGAUCUUUUCUUUCAUGUGCUUUUUUUGUUUGUUUGUUUGUUUUUUUGGUUUGUUUGUAAUUACACCUGAGAGUUGUGCUUCUGUCAAGGCACUUUAAUGAUUUGCUUGUCUGGAUUUUAUCCCAGGAACAGAUGAAUUUGAAGUAACAGUAAAGGAAUCUUAUACUUUUAAAUAUCUCUUAAAAAGAUUGUAUAAAAUUCUCAUUUAUUCGCCUGGUCAAGUGGUUUUGAUAUCAUUUUUCCCCUAUGGCACAUAAGGCUUUUUUGUUGUUCUUACUAACAGUCAGGGUAAUUUUGAAUAUGAUGGGAUAUGUAAAGUAUCCUUAAACCUGUCUCUCCUGGAAUAUUCAGGCUAUUUUCAGCAUGAGCUGACUGAAUAUGUCAAAUGCUCAAAGGUAUCUAAGUAAUUGUACCUGUGAAGCAAUGAAGCAACAGGGUUGUGCAAAGAAAGAAAGAUCCAGUAGCCAUUCUGUCUGGAUGACCCUGCGGGGUUUGGGUUGUUUACUGGACUGAUCAGUGAGCUGUAAAAAGCCCCUGCCCCCUUUAACCCUGUACACAACUGCAGCUUUUGUCAAAUUAGAUAUGUAACAACAUAUAGCAGUAAACAAUAACAGAUUCAUGAUAUUGGGUGUAUAUUUGGCAAACUUCAUUAUUAAUAAAAUCUGCUAUUACUGAA
This is a messenger RNA of Electrophorus electricus (electric eel), 4283 nucleotides long. RefSeq names its product inositol polyphosphate multikinase b (gene ipmkb). Gene Ontology annotation, cellular component: cytoplasm; nucleus. Gene Ontology annotation, molecular function: inositol-1,4,5-trisphosphate 3-kinase activity; inositol tetrakisphosphate kinase activity. NCBI's taxonomy places the organism in Eukaryota, Metazoa, Chordata, Actinopteri, Gymnotiformes, Gymnotidae. Gene Ontology annotation, biological process: inositol phosphate biosynthetic process. The record is from RefSeq and is a predicted model, not a curated record.